This is a messenger RNA of Ambispora gerdemannii, 1302 nucleotides long. The record is from the annotation of a GenBank genome assembly. Lineage: Eukaryota; Fungi; Glomeromycota; Glomeromycetes; Archaeosporales; Ambisporaceae.
AUGUCAUGUGGAAAUACAUUUUGUCGGGAUUGUUUCGAGUAUCAAUCGUAUGUAUCAAUGAGCACUGGAAUUAAAAAAUGUCCAGAUAACCAUUGUGGACGUCGACAUUCACCACAAGAGAUACGAGCAGAUGUCACAGUGUCAAAACUUACUGAAUUAUGCAGAACUCAAUUAUUACCAUUACAUCAACAACAUCAAUUAAUACUACAACAGUCACAACAUCAUCGUUAUCAUAAUCAGCGACGAUUAGAUGACACAGACGACGAAGAAUUACAAAUUCAGUUAUUACAUCAGCAACCGCAACAUCAUCAAUUACUACAAUUUCAACAAAAUCAUAAUUACAUUAAAUUAGAUUGUCAGGUUUGCUAUUCUCUACUUAUCGAUCCAAUCACAACACCUUGUGGACAUUCAUUCUGUAAGCCUUGCUUGACGAGAUCACUUGAUCAUAAUGACAAAUGUCCAAUUUGUAGGCAUCAACUACGUAUCCCUUACACUUUUUUAACCAACCAUCCGACAAACAAAACAAUAACAUUAGUCCUGGAAUCAUUAUAUCUUAAUCUAUACACGGAAAGACGUCUAAUUUCUGAACAUGAAUUUUAUGACACGAUGGAAGAUACUCCGAUAUUCGUGAGUUACUUAGUCUUCCCAAAAAUGCCUUGUUUCUUGCAUGUAUUUGAACCGAAAUAUCGAUUAAUGUUAAGAAGAUGUUUGGAUUCACGUCAGCGUCAUUUUGGAAUGGUCUUGCCUGCAAGGAAUGGACAAGAAGGAUAUAGCGAAUAUGGCACAAUUCUGGAAAUUAAAUCAGCUGAAUUUCUCGAGGAUGGUAGAUCUUUAGUCGAGACAAUAGGGUCAUAUAGAUUCCGAGUAUUGGAACGAAAUCAAAAAGAUGGAUAUCACGUGGGAAAGACAGAAAGGAUUGAUGAUGUUGAUCUUGAAGAAGAGGAGGAGCUUGAAAGACGUGAUUUAGAAGCCGCAGCAAUCAAUAAUGCAAAUACUGCAAACCCACCAAUGGAUGAACAACCAACCGCGAAAUUGAUAAGUUUAGCACGUGAGUUCAUUGAGGAUCUAAGAAAUGGUGGAGCUCCUUGGCUACUACAACGUUUGAAUUCCACUUAUGGGGAGAUGCCAGAUGAUCCGAGUGAUUUUACUUUUUGGGUCGCUAGCGUAAUCCCCAUCGAUGAAUACGAUAAAUAUCGAUUAUUGGAAUUAAGAUCUGUACGCGAACGUCUAAAGCUUAUUAUUUUAUGGAUUACACAACUUAAAGACCAGUGGUGGUUUGCACGUGGAUGCUGUGUUUUAUAG